ACAUGCUUUGACGGAAUACGUGUGGAUUCGCCGAUUUUGGCUAACAUGAAUUUCGCAAAUACAAACACGUUAUGUACAUCAUCUAUGAUUUGAUCAGAAGAAUCUGUCAUCUAAAGCGACUUAAAAUUGCGCCCAGACGUUAACGAGCGCGAAAAAACGAUAGAGGUAAUUUUUCCUUAGUGAACGUGACUGUCGCGUGAGUUAGUUUGCGUCAGUUCAGUACAUGUUGCCCAUCAAAUAUUCCCCAUGAACCAUUGACGUCAGUCAUUAAGGAAGAACAAUUGUCCUGUUUCCGAAUUUUUAAUAUCACCUUGUUUGAAAUGGCUAUAAAAUGGGAAAAAUGUCGGCAAAAGGGACAACAUUAGCUUGAAGACUCUAGAAAACAGAAAGCACUGAAGACAUACCUGAGAAGUAAUCUUAACUUCUAGGAGCAACCUUUAAGACAAUGGCUCUCCAGUUUGGAAGAACUUUAGACAACACAAGGAAACUCAAGAACUCUCAGAAAGCUCCUCGUGUGUUAAUUAUUGGAGGCGGAGUUGUUGGAAUGACCAGUGCUCUGCAGUUGUUGAAUAAAGGGUACAAAGUGACAGUUUUAGCAAAGGAGUACGCCUCCCCUGUCUCCUCUGGUAAACGCAUCACUUCUGAGAUCGCUGGCGCUCUAUGGGAGUGGCCUCCAGCGGUCUGUGGGCGACACACAAAUGAAAAGUCACUGGAGAGAGCCAAGGCUUGGUGCAUGGAUGGCUAUGCCAAGUUCAUGGAGUUGGCUAUGAACUCGAAGGAAACUGGAGCUUUCCUCAGACAAUCUAUAUUCUACUUUAAGGACAAGGUGAAUAAUCUGCCUCAACAGUUAGAAAAGAUGAAUGAGCUCAAUCAUUUGCCAGGAUUUCGCCAUGACGCCAAACUCAUCGAUGAAACUGGUAAACUUGAUUAUCCACCAAUCAGAAAGAUGUUUGAGAAAGUAAAGGAGUUCUAUCCACCCCUCCGUAACUAUGGAGACGAUGAUGUAGAGGAAGUGUUGGUAGGCCUGCGUCCUGCUCGUCAUGGUAACGUUCGUCUGGAGUGGGAUCCUGUGUGUCCUUCUCUUCUGCACAACUAUGGACAUGGGGGCUCAGGUGUGACUUUCUCAUGGGGCUGUGCUAUUGAAGCCAGUGCUAUGGUGGAUCGUGUUUUUAAAAGGCCACAGAUUUAUCUUUCAAAGCUUUGAACCUUUUUUCAUCUUUUUC
Molecule: messenger RNA, 1223 nt
Organism: Pocillopora damicornis (cauliflower coral)
Lineage: Eukaryota; Metazoa; Cnidaria; Anthozoa; Scleractinia; Pocilloporidae
Product: D-amino-acid oxidase-like
Biological process (GO): D-amino acid catabolic process
Cellular component (GO): cytoplasm
Molecular function (GO): FAD binding; D-amino-acid oxidase activity
Source: RefSeq, a predicted model, not a curated record